Messenger RNA from Pristis pectinata (smalltooth sawfish), 6658 nucleotides. It is a transcript of the gene fech, whose product is annotated as ferrochelatase. Gene Ontology annotation, molecular function: protoporphyrin ferrochelatase activity. Gene Ontology annotation, biological process: heme biosynthetic process. Bases 278 to 1519 code for a protein of 413 amino acids. NCBI's taxonomy places the organism in Eukaryota, Metazoa, Chordata, Chondrichthyes, Rhinopristiformes, Pristidae. The record is from RefSeq and is a predicted model, not a curated record. The transcript is spliced from 11 exons.
GGCAGUGCUGUCAAAAAUGCAGGAGGAGCCAGUUGUCUCCGCCCCGUGUUUUCUGGUGGUGCUCAGUGAGUACCAGUGGGAGUGAGCGCUGGUGGUACACGGUGAAGAGGAGUGGGAGUGAGCACUGGUGGUGCACGGUGAAGAGGAGUAGGAGUGAGUACUGGUAGUGCUUGGUGAGGACGAGUGGGAGUGAGCACUGGUGGUGCGCGUUAAGAGACAAGCGGAACGGCCGGAGCCUGCAGCGCGGCGCCCGGGACCCGUGUAAUAGUCACCCAAGAUGGCGUUACUGAGGCUGGGAGCCCGUUCGUGUGUGGUUGCAAAGAACAGUUUGAAUAAUUUGUGCCUUCGUGCCUCAUGGCAAUGGCAUUCAACUUCAGCAGCAGCAGCAGCGGCAGCAACAGGACAGGUGGCAAUGAAGGAAAAGCCUCAGCUGAGAGAAAGAAAACCCAAGACUGGCAUCCUCAUGUUGAACAUGGGAGGUCCUGAAACAUUAGAUGAUGUUCAUGAUUUCUUGCUUCGGCUUUUCAUGGAUAAAGACCUUAUCCCCCUUCCAGCCCAAAGCAAACUUGCUCCUUUUAUUGCAAGACGCCGUACUCCAAAGAUUCGUGAACAGUAUGACAGGAUUGGUGGAGGGUCUCCAAUUAAAAAGUGGACAGCCAAGCAAGGAGACGGCAUGGUAAAACUCCUUGAUGAAAUAUCUCCAGAAACAGCACCACACAAAUUUUACAUUGGCUUCCGAUAUGUUCAUCCGUUAACAGAAGAAGCAGUGGAAGAGAUGGAGAAAGAUGGGAUUGAGCGAGCAGUAGCAUUUACACAGUAUCCUCAAUAUAGCUGUUCUACCACAGGGAGUAGUUUAAAUGCAAUUUAUCGAUAUUAUAAUAGCAAGAGCAUGGCGCCGAAGAUGAAAUGGAGUACUAUAGACAGGUGGCCAACACAUCCCUUGUUAAUUCAGUGUUUUGCAGAUCAUAUACAGCAGGAACUUGAUCGCUUUCCACCGGACAAGAGGGCUGAUGUAGUUAUUCUAUUCUCUGCUCAUUCAUUACCUAUGUCUGUAGUGAAUCGAGGGGACCCCUAUCCUCAGGAAGUGGGAGCAACUGUCCAAAGAGUCAUGGAAGCACUAAAUUUCAGUAACCCAUACAGGCUGGUGUGGCAGUCCAAGGUUGGCCCUAUGCCAUGGCUUGGCCCUUCAACAGAUGACACGAUCAAAGGAUUAUGUGAGAGAGGAAAGAAAAAUCUACUGCUCGUCCCCAUAGCGUUUACUAGCGAUCAUAUUGAAACUCUUCAUGAACUUGAUAUAGAAUAUGCACAACUUUUAGCCAAUGAGUGCGGUGUGGAGAAUAUUAGGCGAGCUGAAUCACUAAAUGGAAAUCAGCUUUUUAUUAAGGCUCUGGCAGAUCUGGUAAAUACUCAUCUAAAAUCAGCAGAAACUUCUUCCAAACAGUUGAGUCUACGUUGUCCACUUUGUGUUAAUCCAGUGUGUCGAGAAACCAAGGCAUUUUUUGCCCGUCAAAAACUUUGAAAUGGUAGUCAUCGGCCUUGGAUUGUUCUGCCCUUCAAGACUUGUGAUCAAAUGGUCAUUUUGAUUUUUUUCCUGCUGUGAUAAUACCUGAAAUACCAUCUGUACUAAGUAUAAAAAUAAGCUCAAUCAUUGGUUUCAUUUUUGAAGUGCAUCCUUUAUUGCAGUAAUGAGCAGUUCUUCACUGAAGAAAUAUGAUGUGAUAGUAUUGCAUUAUUCUCAAGCCAUGGUAUGUUGGGGGGAAAAGGUGCUGAAAUUAUCAGCUCUAUACUUUUUUUCCUCUUGGUUUCUAUUGAGUGCAGCAAAGGAGGGAAGAACGCUUGAAUGUGAGUUUCAAAAGUUUAUUUCCAUAUAUACAAUUAAGCAUAGCUUUGAAUAAGAUUCAUAUUUUAGUGAAGAUUUGUUUAAUGAACUUAUGUAUUUAUGAACAAAAAUGCUUAAAAAAUCACAUUUCAUUUUUCAAACCUCAUGUACUUGAUUUAUACUCCACUCCAUGUAAACCCCCUUACUGUCAACAAUUAAACACCCUUUUUAUAAGAAGGGUUUUAGAUGAAAUGUACCUUCCCUGCCAAAUCUACAUCCCAAAGUAAAAUGAACAGUUUUUGAGUGUGGGAAUAGGAGGUAAAAUAAUUUUGUUUCUAGACCGGCUUUGCUUAAAAUUUAACCAGAUAUAUGAUGAGUGUGGAAAUCAAUUUAACAUGUUUGAACUUCAAAGACAAACUCCUGAAAUCUAUUUGUUCAAUAUUUUGUAAAUGGAGCAAACGCACUUGUCCAAUGGCACAUAAUCUAAAGAGAUUAAGUGCAUGAUGGCAGAGUUUACCCAUUAGGCAGUUGCGUAUAGCAGGAAUUGACCAGCCGGACCUGUAGCAUUCAAGUACAGAUCAGUUUUGAGCUUCAUGCCAUGCGUCUUGUGAAGACCAUUUAACUUGCUCACCUGGUCUUUAUUGCUCCAUCUCUUUCUUUAUUUUUGACUUUUUUCCCUCCACUGCUGCCCCCUUUGCUCAUCUCACCCAUUGUAUUACUUCACUAUUUAUGAAAAUCCUGCUCCAAGAAAUAGCAAGAAUCAAUGUUACUAUAUGUUGAUUCUUUAUCUGUAGUGAAUCACCUCUUUAGAGUAUAAUCUCUUCUCACUACAAUAUAGUCAUAUAGGUAUUAUGUGUGUUGAAACACAUGAUGAGAAACAUGCAUUGUCAUACUUACUAUGUAUGCACUGCAGUGGAAAAUGAGCAAAACUGGCCUUGCAACUCGGCCUGUGUCCUGUGAAACACGUCUUUUGUAGAUAUAUGUUGAAAUUUGUGUUUAUCAAACAGUUCUUCAUUACUGAUGACAUGUAAAGGGAGCAAUAAUAUGCUGUAGGAUACAGUAAAAGUGAUUAGGGAACAUUUAUACUGGGGAAAAGCUGUUACUGAGACUAAUAUUGAGUAUUAUUUAGGAAAUGUACUUCCAUACUGUGGACUUAACUCAUCUUGUUUUCCCUAUGAAACAACUCAUGAUACAUGUCAUUUAAAUAAUGUGGGUAUUAUAUGUCAUUCAUGUUUUAAUUGGCUGUUAGAGUGGCAGUGAUCUGCCAGAAUUGCUUAUUUUACUCACCAGUGGUGGAUGGUGUAUAUUCUUUGGUAGCACCUCUACCAGCUUUGCUUAAUCAUUGAUGUGAAUCUAUAAAAGUAAGUUGGACUGGCAAACCAUCUCUGAUCUGUGACUUGUAUUACAGAGUUUAUACAUAUUGAACAACUAACUGUUGAAUUCAAUCUUUAAGAUGAAUUGUGCAAAAGAAAAAUCAGCAUUCUGAAUCACAGUAGAUGCAUUUGGCCUGUUAGCAGAUGUAGACUGGCUCUUUGAAAGCUAUGCAAUUUUUUCCCAUCCCCUGCUGUUGAGCUCUAAUAAUCCAAUAAUCUUGCACUCUUUCUAUUUCAAGUAUUUAUCCAAAUCCCUUUUGAAAGUUGCUGUUGAUCCUGACUCAGCUCAUCCUUUCAAGCAGUGCAUUUUAGAUUAUAACUCACCACAUUUAAGAAUAAUUCUUUCCCCAUUUGUCUACAAUUAUUUUAUCCCAAUUAUCUUAAAUCUGUGUCUUCUGGUUACUGACUUGAGAAACAGUUUUGCCUUAUUUGCUCUACCAUUUGUUUGGAGAAGUACUUCAUGAUAGACUCAUUAAUCCACUGCAUUUCAUUUUAGCUAAAGUGGUGGCAUGGAUUUUACACCAGCCAAGGGAAUAGAAUGGAAUGCUAAACAGUCAUAGUUUAGAAUGUAUAACCCAGAGGUUAGCAUUGUGCCCACUACUAUUUUUAAUUUGUAGUUAUUACUGUUACUAUUUGUAUUUGUAAUGCAUUGCCCUGCUGCUGCAAAACGCUAUCUUUCAUAGCAUCUAUACCCUUGGUAUAUAUGCCUAUGACAAUAAACUUGAACUAUCUAAAUUAACAAAAUUAAUCAGCAUCUUUAUUUCUUACCUUCCCAAGGACCAAAAUCCCAGCUUCUCUGGUGAAAUGAAAUCAAAAUAAAAUUCCUCAUCCAUGGUACCAUUUUACUAAGUCUUUGAAUUCUUUUCAAGGCUAUGACAUUUUUCCUAAACUCCGUUGUGUCUGUAAUUGGAUACAGUGCUCCAUCUGAAGUCUAAUCAGUAAUUGUAAUCAUUUAGCAAAACCUACUUGCGUUUAUACUAUUUGCCUCUUUAUUUAAGACCAAUGCCCAAUUUGCUUCAGCAGCCUUUUCAAAUAAUUUCAACUUUAUUUUUAAGAUUUUGUACUUGUAAGCUCCGAAGUCUCUGUUUCUGCAACCCCUUUAAAUUUAAUAGCAAAUUUCAAAAUUAUGCUCUACAUAUCCAAAUCUAGAUUAUUAAUGGACUAAAAGUAGUAGUUGAGCCCAAUGCUAACCUCUGGAUUGUACAUUCUAAAAUAUGACUGUUUAGCAUUCUAUUCUUUUCUCUAGACUGGUGUAAAGUCCAUGCCACCACUUGAGCAAAAGUGAAAUGCAUAGGAUUAAUGAGUCUGUCAUAAGGUACUUAUUGCAAACAAUGUUUGCAAGUUGAAAAUACACACCAAUCAUACUGUUCUCAACAUUGUGUGCUCUGAGUACUUGAAGUAGUUCCAUACUUUAUUUCCUUGUUUUGACUAGUUACCUAACUUUUCCCCCUGUCAGUAUUAAUUAAACAAUUUAUUCUUUAAAAAUUCAUCUCUGUCAAGAACAGGAAUGUCUGUUGUUUUUUGCCAUCAUCUAUCUUCCAUAAUUUUUUUUCAUGUGUUCUUCCUUUAAGCAAUUCCUCAUUUUUCCAAAGGUUUUAACAGUAUUUAGUGCCAAUUGUUUGUCAAUUUUCUCUUAAAAUUGGAAAAUAAAUUCUAGAUGGAAAUUUUGCUGUGUUGAAUGAUGCAGGUACUAUUUCUAAUCCAGUUUUGUUUUUGCUGUACUAUAACAGACUUACUUAUGUGACCCUUGCUAUUUCUCUAGAAUCUGAAUUGACCUGUUUAAGCAAAUUACAAAUCAUUGAAUUAGAUAUGUAUUUUUCUUAAGCACUGAGGAAAAAUCUAGUUCAGAUGCUGAAAAGAAACGACAUAAAGGUAUUAGUUCUCUCAUGUCUAGCUAACACAGAAUUGAAAUGGGAGCUCUCCAAUUACCACCACCCUGCCCACUAACAGAUACUUUCCAAUCUUUCCAGCAUGGAAUAAUGUUUGUUAUUGUUUCUAUCAAUAAUAUAAACUAUUGUUAAAGUCUGCACUUAACUCGAUAGGUCUUAUUUUAUUUAUAGUGCAUCAUGGGAUUCAACACAGGAAGAAUAAAAGAAAAACCUGUUACUUGAACAAAGGAAGUUUGAUUACACACUCAAAUAACAUGGGCUGGGAGGUGGAAGAAGUAGUAGGAGAACCAGUGCAUUGUACAGUAGGACAAUAAAGCACAGUUAGUUUUGUGGACUGUAACUCGUUAAGGCUUAAGUGAAUUACCAGGUGAUUGUUCACCUGAAAUGGGUAAUGAAAGUCAUUUUACAGUCAUGCCUUAACACAUUUGCAAUUUUUAAAAAUUUUAUUUGUUUCUAUUCAUGAUUAUCCUUCAAGAGGAAGUCAGUACUUCCUGGUCUUUAAAAUAAUAAUAUGGAAAUAAUAUAUCAAAGCUCUUGUACUCUCUUGCCAUGAUUUAUUGAUAUUAGCCUAAAAUUCUGAUUAUCUCUUUCUGGUAGUGAAAUGUUGAAUUUAAAAUUGAAUAUUGAAUUAAAUAUGGGGGGGGAUAAAACUUAACUGUAGUUUUAACAGCAAAUGAUUGAAGCAAUUAAAUAUUGUAAUAAAUAUGUUUUAUCUGAAACCUUGUUUUUAACAAGCAUGGUUUUCUGUUGCUAAUACAACAAUGUUGUAAGCUGUCACCAUUUAUUUGAUGCUAUGUUUGUAUAAGUGUUUAUGGGGAAAGAGUAUAACCCAAUAAUAGAAGAUGUCUUGUGCUUUGAUAAAGCAGUAGUACACAGAAGCACUUCAUUUUAGAAUGUGUUUGCAGUUUAUUUUGUGGAAAAAGUUGUGUUGGUACAAGCUUAAACUGUCAGCUUUCCUCGGUUGGUAAUACUGGUGACAAAACAUUGUAUAUUCAAGUUCCAUUCCAGGAUCUUAAAUCUAGGCUGACAACUUAGCUGAAAUAGAUGAGGGUUGCAGGGUGCCUUAUAAAACAACAAUAACUGGAAAUCACAUUAUCUUGUCCUUGGUAGAAGACUUUGGUUAGAUGUCCAGAGCACUGUAAGCAGUUUAGGCUCCAAAAUCCUUCAGUAAUGUUGAUACAUUGAAAACUGUACAGGCAAGGAUUGCAAGAUUUAUUCCCAGCCCAAAAUCUUAUGAUAGGCUGAAACAAUUGUAAGUCUACAUUACACAGAAGUACAGAGUAUAGAUGAGCUGAUUGAAAUUUAUAUGACGACAAAGAGAGUAGAUUACACUCAUGUUUAUUCUUAACAAUUGAGAGAACCACAGUUUGCAAUUUUAAAAUUUACAAGACCUACUCUGAAAUCAUUCUUCAUAGUUCAUGGGGCUUAAAGCCAUAUGGGUUCUUCACCUAUAGAACAACAGAUAAAGCUCUUAGGAUUUUAAGGUUUUUCUUCCCCAAUGCCUUAUUAAGCUAUUUUGUAGAUGGGCAUUUAAGCUAUAGAAUGCAGUUGUCAUGUUGUAAUUGUAAUCAUUUGAA